This is a messenger RNA of Ctenopharyngodon idella (grass carp), 2104 nucleotides long. RefSeq names its product DnaJ (Hsp40) homolog, subfamily C, member 25 (gene dnajc25). Gene Ontology annotation, cellular component: endoplasmic reticulum membrane. The record is from RefSeq and is a predicted model, not a curated record. The coding region runs from base 47 to 1081 and encodes 344 amino acids. Lineage: Eukaryota; Metazoa; Chordata; Actinopteri; Cypriniformes; Xenocyprididae. Gene Ontology annotation, biological process: protein folding. The transcript has 4 exons.
CCGCCGUUGCGUCAUCAGAGCGCGACCGCAGCAUGAGAAUGCUGACAUGGCCGCGUCCAUGGAGCUGAGACUCACUUUAGGGAUCUGUUUUGUUUUUAUUUCGGGGUUUUCUUCGGUCGCCGCGCUCAUCGAGGGACUGUACUGCGGGACUCAGAGCUGCUACGACGUGCUUGGAGUUUCGCGCGAUGCCAGUAAAGCGGAGAUCGGACGCGCGUACCGCCAGCUGGCCCGGAGAUACCACCCGGACAGAUAUCAGCCCGGGGAGACCGACGACACCCGCGAGAGCGCGCAGCAGAAGUUCCUGCUCGUCGCGACUGCUUACGAGACGCUCAAGGAUGAAGAGUUACGUAAGGACUAUGACUACAUGCUGGACCACCCAGAGGAAUAUUACAGCCACUACUACACCUACUACAGGAGAAGACUCGCUCCCAAAGUAGACGUUAGGAUAGUGAUUCUCGUAACGAUUUGUGCAAUUUCACUGUUUCAGUAUUACAGCUGGUGGAGUAGCUACACGGAAGCCAUCAACUACCUGAUGACCGUUCCCAAAUAUCGCAUCCAGGCUACGCAACUGGCCAAGGAGCAAGGACUGCUGAACAGAACCAAAGAGAAGGGCAAGAACCGGCGAUCCAAAGAGGAGAUCCGCGAGGAGGAGGAGCAGAUCAUCAGAGACAUCAUCAAGAACAAGAUAGACAUCAAAGGUGGCUAUCAGAAACCCAAUAUAUCUGACAUCCUGCUCUGUAAAAUCAUUCUGUUCCCGUACCAUCUGUGCACCUACGUGGCGUGGCACUGCUCGUGGUUUUACCGCUUCACCGUUCGUGGGGAGGAGUAUGGGGACGAGGAGAGACUUUACAUCAUCCGCAAGUACAUGAAGAUGUCCCAGGCUCAGUUUGACAGUCUGGACAACAGCCUGAGAGACACUUUCCUGAAGCAGCAGCUCUGGAUCAAAGAGAACUAUGAGGCCUACCGAGAGGAGCAGGAGGAGGAGAUGAAGAUGAAGAUGGCCACAGACUCGCGAUGGAAACGCUACAGGCGCUGGAUGAGGAGCGAGGGUCCUGGACGCAUCACUUUUGCUGACGACUGACCUCACGUGCACACAGUGCCGUCCCAGAUGCACGUCCAAACGGCCUGAGCUCAUUCGUGUGUAAUUACACCCGGCUCUGUGCGCCUCGUUUACAAAGGACUGACAAUGUGCACCUGCUGCCUUUUCUCAUGUGAUAUAAGACGAUAAAGGCGUUUUGAUUGUACCUGUGGAGGAUCAUGUGAUUUUUCAGUGUGCAUAAAAGGAUCAGUUGAGACUGUUUUGGAAUCAUAAAGAAAAAUAACUGUCUCAGUUUCAGCAGGAGGAAUGUGAGCACAGGCUGUAGAAACCCAGGAAUGCCUCAUUUCAGUCACUGAAAGGUUCUGUCUCUGUUUCCUUCGACGUAAAUGUUACGUCACCCAGUGCUGUAUCUCAAGGCCUGUUUUUAUCUCUCUAUCCCCUUUUAUUUUGCACAUAUGAAGUCAUAUCUAAUUGUUCCUUACAUGGUACUUCAAUAAAGUUUUAUAGUUCACGGUUUAGUUAGGAAGACUUUGUUGUUGUCACUAUAAAGAAAGGUUGUCAUACAGUAGAUUAAUAUGUCAUCAUCAGUAAUUUAUUAUAUAGUUCUCAGUGCAUGAACACAGAUGCACAUGAAGCAAUCUCUCAUCCAAAGACUUGUCAUAUAUGCCUUCUAUAAACCCUGCUGAAAAAUAAAUAUACCAAAAUGUAUUUUAAAUUCAUUUAUUUUAUGCUAAGUAUACUACAAAUACACUUAUGUACUUAAUAUAAAUACCCUGCAGUUGUACUUUUGGUAUACUAAAUCAGUGUAUUUAAAGUUCGCUAAACUGAUACAACUAAUUUUGUACUUAAUGAACUUUAGUUACCCAGAAGUAGCGCUGAGGUCCAACUAAUGAUAUAUUUAAUUAUAUUUGAUUGUGCUAAAAUGGAAUUAUUGCAAGUAUACUUUAAAUACAGACAAUGAUCAUACUAUCCUUACUAAUAGUGACAUUAAAACACGUUUUAAGCUUAGUAUUAAGAAAUGUGCAUUGUGCAGUUAAAAAGUACUCCAAAUAAAGUUUCAUUAUA